CAAGUUCAGUUGCGCCGCAAACGCGUCGCGGAAAUGUUUGGUCGCAUCGAAACCGUCCUUAAAAAAUCACAAUAAUAUAUUUUAAUAUCAAAUUUCUUAAAUCGAACGCGGCGCCGUCCUCUUACAAAAAAAAAUAAAAAACAAACCGCAUCCUUUAUCGCAAAAAACAAAGUUAAGCUCCUUAACCGCGUACAAGGACAUCUCUGAAAGGGAUUUAAAAAAAAAAAUAAUCAAAAUAAAUAUCUAAAUUUUUGUUCUGUUUGGUUGAAAAUAUUUUCCAGCUGGGCGCCAUGAGGGAACCGCUGAUGGUGCUCUUGCUUCUGUGGCUCGGAUUCCGGAUACCGACCAGUUCCGGAUCGGCAGUACUAAUCUCCGACAUGACCAUGACCGUAAUGGUGGAGCUCUCAUCCCGGCAUCCCUUCUGCAAAAUGCACACGGAUCGUGGCGACAUCCAACGCAUGUUGCUUCAAUCGGAUCCGCGUCGCAUCCGCCAGGUGCCCCGGGAAUCGGUGAUGGAACUGGAGGAGGUCUGCCGUCGUCAGGGAUCGUAUGGGCAUGAGUUCCGUGGCGGUCUGGGCUUCAUCUAUCCGGGAACAAAGUGGUGUGGUCCCGGAACAGCAGCCACCAGUUAUGACGACCUGGGUGCCCAUGCUAGGGAGGAUCGAUGUUGCAGGGAGCACGACAUGUGUCCGGAUGUCCUCAAUGUGGGCGAGUGCCGGCGGGGAUUGUGCAACAGGGGAACCUUUACGAGGAGUCACUGCGACUGUGAUGCACGAUUCCGGAGAUGCUUGCAGGCGGCCAACACGGAGACGGCCAAUACUUUAGGCGCCAUCUUCUACAAUGUGGUGCAGGUGACCUGUUUCCAGGAGCGGAGCCCCUGCUCGGCCCAUCAGAGGUUCGAGGACUUCUACUAUCGCACCGAUCACUGUCCGGCCGAGUUCCGGCAGGCGGAUCUCUAUGUACCGCCGCACAGCGACAAUCUGAUAGCCAAAAUCCUGUCCAGCCAUCCGCAGGGUCGUGCCCUGGCCGCCGCCGCUCCUGGUCUGAUACCGGCCAAGACGACUGCCCGCCGGUGGGGCGUUAAGCUGGCCAGUGUCGGACUAGCCGCUGUCAAUAUACUCCGGGAGGUGGUCCAGCGGCCCAGGUUGUUGUGGGAUAGCCUCCAUGCACCGGUUAGCCGGGAACUGCCGCCGGAGCAGGGUUAUCGGUAUGAGCGACCGAGGUCGGGGCCGGCAUCCUACGGAUAUCAGGGCUAUCAGGGUUACGACUAUCGCUGGAGCUAGAGAAGCGGCAGCCGUGAGACGCCACAAGACUGUUAACCCCCAAUGGAUGGAUCGAUUUCUGUCGGGGAUCGAUCCCUCCAUCUGUGUAGUAUUAGUAGUCCAUAGUCCUUAGAUCGUAGUCCUGCAUGUGUGAUGAUUGCCAUAGCUGUUCUGCAUGUUGUUAUGUUUUUUUUAAACUUUAUAAAUCAUAAUUAAUAAUUAUAAAUAAAUCUACCGAGAAAGCUUGAUUUUAAAAA
Messenger RNA from Drosophila ananassae, 1519 nucleotides. Its product is annotated as acidic phospholipase A2 PA4. Gene Ontology annotation, biological process: arachidonate secretion; phospholipid metabolic process. The transcript is spliced from 3 exons. The record is from RefSeq and is a predicted model, not a curated record. NCBI's taxonomy places the organism in Eukaryota, Metazoa, Arthropoda, Insecta, Diptera, Drosophilidae. The coding region runs from base 291 to 1283 and encodes 330 amino acids.